Messenger RNA from Zophobas morio, 621 nucleotides. RefSeq names its product NEDD8-like. NCBI's taxonomy places the organism in Eukaryota, Metazoa, Arthropoda, Insecta, Coleoptera, Tenebrionidae. Gene Ontology annotation, molecular function: ubiquitin protein ligase binding; protein tag activity. Gene Ontology annotation, biological process: regulation of proteolysis; protein neddylation; modification-dependent protein catabolic process. Gene Ontology annotation, cellular component: cytoplasm; nucleus. The record is from RefSeq and is a predicted model, not a curated record. The transcript has a single exon. Bases 344 to 589 code for a protein of 81 amino acids.
ACGUACGUUUGCUUAUUUUGUGACUGCUACCCAUACAACGUACUGACUAAUACGUCCGUUUACUACCUUAUCGACAUCACGUGCUUGCAGACUAUUUUUACUCCCUUUCGUAAGGUACCGCCACUUCAUAGUGAAGCGAGUGAGAUGUAAAAUAUAUGUUCAUUCUUUUCUACAUGGGAAAGUGAUUGUCCGUAUAGGUUGUCCAACUAUAAUAUACUUAAACAAUGCUUGAACGUUACCAACUUAUUUUUCCCGCCAAAAUUCAAACCAAGUCAGAAUUGACACUCUUUAGUGUCAAUCUUCAUGUUGUUCGUCAAAAUUGUCCGUGUUUUUCGUUCUUAAAAUGUUGAUAAAAGUAGUAACUUUGACUGGCGAAGAAAAACUGAUCGACGUGGAACCCUCCGACAAGAUCAUCUCCAUUAAAGAAAAACUAGAAGAACGCGAAGGGAUACCACCUGAACAACAACGCUUAAUCCACCAAGGCAAGCAAUUAAAGGAUGAUCGGACCAUAGAAAGCUACAAGUUUAAAGGUGGCGCCAUUCUCCAUCUUGUGGUAGCACUGCGCGGAGGGUUUGUACUCAUUCUUUGAUCUUAAAACAAAAAUAAACACCACCAGUUCAA